UUUUCUACGUAAAACACCUUGUCAUUGGCCAUCUGUGCUUGCUAAUAAUAUAUGUUUGCUAUCCCCAUUUGGCCGGCGCCUGUUUUUUACGAGCCACUCUAGAGUACAAAGCGCUUUUGCGAAUACGGGCCGUUUCACUCAAAGAGCAAUUUAUCUUUCUCCGCUACAGACGAGCUGGAAUGGAUCGACAUGGACGAAGUGCUGGGGACGCCGUGGCAGAACAUCAGCCUCGAAUUGUUCAAGCCGGUCGGCGUAGCCCUUGGAGUCGAAUUCAGGAACAAAACGGUAGAAGGGAGACGCCGCGAAGUCGUAUACGUUGAAAGCCUCACACGUAACUCGCCACUCGCCGCCGGCGGGCUGUUGGUGGGAGACUUGAUUGUUUCCAUUGAAGGAGUUCGAAUAGUCGACUUCAAGCAAGCAGCCAAGGUCCUAUCCAAAGCCAGAGAGCAGGUCGUCAUCAACGUCGAGAGAAAAAAGGAUUUCAAGUGGGACAAGAGAAAGGCCCUAAGCUCCUCGCCGCCACCAGAACACGAAGAGCAUACAUUGACUCAGGACGACAAAACGAAGAUCAGCAACAAGACUACCGACUUCAACUUCACCGACCGGCCGGAGAAGAGGGGCGACAGCGCGGCGAUUCUCAUCAGAGCCAAGAACAAGGGCUUCCCGAUAAAACGGACCACCUACGUUCUCUCCAACCGAGAGCCCGUUUUCUUGGAGUCGUUCAGUUUUGAAGUCAAGAACCACUACCGCUUCAUCAACGUCGGCGUCUGGAGCAAGGGCCAGAUCAUUAGCCUGCAGGGUGUCAAGAAGCCCCGCAUAGACACCAUGCUCGGAUACACCGCCAUCCCCGUAUCCCACGUGCUGGAGGAAUGCCUCAAAACCACCGAAGGUUACCACGGUGAAGUCGUCAAGCUCUUGUGUCCCCACUUCACUCGGGUUCCCAAGGAAUUCCACAAGUACGCCACCCUGUCGGGCUUCGACCCGCGUCACUGCUACGGCGACAUAACGCUUCGCUUCCUGUUCAAGGGCGAGUACAAGGUCAAGGGCUCCCAGCUCAGCUUCGAGCGCGCCCGCGAGAUUAGGGAGGAAGAGCCCGCGGGACCCGUCCUCGCCGGCGAGGAAACGCGGCCCGGGGGUGAUGUGAAGUCCUUGGCUCACGACUUCGAGGAUGUCAUAUUUAAGAAAGCGACGACUUGCAAGUUCUGCAACACCAGGAUCUGGCUCAACAAGGGAAUGCGUUGCAAGGUCUGCAGAAUGAUCAUCCACAGCAAGUGCCACGUCAAGGCCAUGCAGCUGACCUUAUGCAAGCAAAAAAUGUGGCCAGAGGAAGAGGCAGAGCCCGUCGGAGGCGCUCCUGAAUCUAGCACAAAGGAAGAACAGGAGAUGCGACUACUGGCCAACGUAGUCAAGGCCCAAAGGCCCGCCCAGUCAUUCGUUCCGAAGACAAAAACGGUGACGACAGUGCAGCCUUUGCAAACGCAGUACGAAGACGACUUCUUCAAGCAGCUCGAGAUGACCGACAACGGGAGCCGGUUGGAAGAAGUGCUGCGUAACCUGUCGCACCGCGGGUUCGGCAUGCAGCUCUUCACCAAGGCUGUCACCGCCGCCAAACACAUGCACAGCGAUCUGGAGCCACAGGCGCGCAUGGAGCGCAUCAGAAACGUCUACCAGCGGGUGAAGAUCUCCUUCGAGGCGGAGCGCCAGCGCAAGGACAAGCUAGAAGAGCAGCUCACGAAAGCCCCGGACGAGGCUGCGCGCCAGGCGCUGCGCCCAUCGUUAGAACAGAGCGAACAGCGGCUCAAGGGCCUCAACCUGGUCCUCCUCUACUACGCGUCGGGCCUCAAGCACAUCUACGAGGAGCACGACGAAGGCUCGGAGCACUCGGAGGUCCCCGCCUAGCUGUGCCUGCCCACGCACAUAUACAUGUACAUACAUUCCCACCAAGCGGCCAAAUAUACACUCGCCCACUUUAGACAUCACGAGCCAUGACGAAGCCUUGUCGAAUACAUAUAGAGACUUCAGCGUUGAAUCGGAAAUAGUGGAACGACGUAGUGUUCACAUUAAUGCAUAACGACGUAGCGUUCGAAAAAGGAGCAGCCGUAAGCGUUCGCGUUACAUGUUUUAGUUUGGAUAGCGAAGACUUCGAAUAGCCCUGUAGCUCGGCUGUUGAAACGAAACAGGGCUAAUAAUUUUGAAUCUCGAAUCUGAAUUGUGGCAGUUGUUUACUGCCUGCAUGCUGACCGUAUAAAUGGCUCGAACUGAAAUGUAUGUCGCCUCAGUUCUUAUGCUAAAAGCUUUACCUGGGUAAAUGGGGUGGCGACCGUGGUUCGAACAACCGCAAACUGUAUACCUACCGCCGUAUCUAUAUAUCCACGAUGGGAUUGUCAUCACUGUUGCGUGACUCAUCUUAAUCUGUAUGAAAACUGCUAUGAUAUACUCGCUCAUUCCCUGCAUGAGAAGUUGUAAGUGGUCAACUGGUCAAAGCUAUAGAGGGAAAUUAAUUGCAAGACGCCUGUUAAGAUCGUGUGAGCAACCCAUUCGUCCACUGCUCGACUAGACGAUUGCGAAUUUUGAGAGGUAAUAUAUUUUAUAAGGAAUAAUGCUCUUCUUGGCUACUGUCAAUCGAACUUAAAUUGUGAGUCUGAAUACGCAUGGCUGUGACUUGAUUUCCUCAAAUUCGCCCACUUUGCGAUAGUGCGCUCGCCAUAUUGUGGUACUAUACAAGCUGCUAUGCUGAAUACAUUUCGAAAAGCAAAUAAAAACGCUGUCUAAUGGCACUCCACAAGGUGCGCCAUCAUAUAAGAUUUAUUAGUUUUUAUCCGUGGACUUUACUUGGACGCUGUGUACAAGAAUAUCCCCGUAUACUGUCGAGGAAAAGAUGAUGCAGAUUAUGGACUAUAGGCAGCUAAGCAAAUUGCAGCGACGCGAGCAAACGCCGUCUAUUCUCAGUUUCAAGGUGAUUGUGACAGGAUCGAAAUAUUUAUAGCGGCGUCAGCCAAACAGUUUUCUGACCAAGGUCACUACUCUGGCCCUACCAUCGUCCAACCAUUAUGAGAAUGGGUAGUACAUGGAUUCGUCUAGUCUUCGUGCCUUGUGGCUUCAGACGUUCUUGUGGCAAUAUUUAUUAGGUAUGUCCAAAUUUCCAAGAGGUCACACUUAUCACAACGCAUGCAAGCCUUAAGAUGAGCCAGAGGACGACGAGCAAGAAGGCGUCUUGCCAUAUUUAUCGACACUUACCCUGUUAGCUUAUACACCUGCAAACAUAGCUACGUAGUUCUCGAGGGCCGAAUUCAAUAUGCUUUUCGGUUGCAAGGGCUGUUUACCAUUGGCUGCCCGCCUUCGUUAAUGACAGUUCCGUCAUCACGAUUGGCUGGCACCUGUCCUCGCGAACAGUGCACGAUCGUUCUUGUGUAUAAGAGCCCAGUAAUUUCCUUCUUAGUCAUACCAAAAGCAAUUUAUACUCUCUCAAAGGGGUGGCGUUGUGUUCUCAAAACAAGCGCCUCAAUUGCAUGAUUCUGUGGCCAAUUUCAUCGCCGCCUUUCCGAUUCUUAAGAAGAAAAAAGAGAAAAAAGAAAGCAACCGCUGACAAGUCUUAACGUGUACGCACGCAUUUUCUUUUUCCGCGGUUUAGAAGACGUUCUGCUCAAAGAACACGAAUACAAAAAGAAAUAUAAUAUACGUGCACCUUCUAUAUCAGCUACAGCGCGUAUAUAGAGGGAAGCCCCAACCACUUGAAGCGGUGCUACAGCCGCUCAAAACAUACGGCUUCAGAUCACGGCGGUAUGUCUCAAACAUGGCACAAGCACGCAUGUAUUCUAUAGCACUUGCAACAAAGUUGUUGAUCGGGAGCUAUCAGGCAGCCUUCACGCUCACAGCGAUAAGAGAGAAGCGUGACGUUCACUUACUACA
Molecule: messenger RNA, 3909 nt
Organism: Dermacentor andersoni
Lineage: Eukaryota; Metazoa; Arthropoda; Arachnida; Ixodida; Ixodidae
Biological process (GO): mitochondrial calcium ion homeostasis
Cellular component (GO): mitochondria-associated endoplasmic reticulum membrane contact site
Molecular function (GO): protein binding
Source: RefSeq, a predicted model, not a curated record